Messenger RNA from Jatropha curcas, 3417 nucleotides. Its product is annotated as protodermal factor 2. Gene Ontology annotation, molecular function: DNA binding; DNA-binding transcription factor activity, RNA polymerase II-specific; lipid binding. The record is from RefSeq and is a predicted model, not a curated record. NCBI's taxonomy places the organism in Eukaryota, Viridiplantae, Streptophyta, Magnoliopsida, Malpighiales, Euphorbiaceae. Gene Ontology annotation, biological process: regulation of DNA-templated transcription.
UUUUUUUUUUUCUUUUUUGUUUUUCUGGUUUCUCUUUCAUCUUCAUUCCUGUAUUUCUCUCUUAAACCCUAUUUCAGGUAAGUUGUACUAAAACAGCCCAAAACCACAACCCUCUCUCCUUAAACACUGGUUUCUUUAUAUAAAGCCAAACUAAUUAGCCCUUCUUUCAUCAAUUCUCCAAGAACUGCAAAACGCUAGCUAUAUAGAGUACAGACCUCAACUUCCAUGUACAUGUGCAGAGGAAGAAAAUUAGAAAGAGAAGAGUUAAAAUGGGAAUCGGCGAGAUCCUAGUGGGCGUUAUAAUCUUGGUACAGUGAGGUGUUGAAAAUUAGCCUGUGCGUGUGUCAAAGGGGUGGGGAUUUGAGUCAGCGUCAACUCUUUUUGUUUUCUUUUUUUCUUUUUCUUCCAGUUUCUUGUCUUUUGGCACGUCAGAUUAUAAAGGCUUAAGACUUUUUCUUAAGAGAGAGAGAGAGACCUAAAACCAUAGUCGUUUCUGCUCGUUUGCUAGUUGUAUUAAUCUCAUUAGGUUUUGCUCAGACACUUGCAGGGAAUCUAUUAAAACCCUAUAACAAACUGCACAUGUCCAAAUAACCAACUGGGUAACCUUACGAGAGAGAGAGAGAGAGAGAGAGAAGGAGAGAGAUGGAUGCUGCUUAGGGUUUUUGGGGAUACUGAGAUAAUAUGCCUUAAAGAAUGAAGUUCAAGGAGUAAGAAAAGUUGACGGAUUCGAGCAAUAACCUUCGCGGCUAAGCAAUCAGAUGAAAACACCAUAUUCGGUGUAAAAUUUAAAUUUUAUCGAAGUUUUAUAUUCAGUAUGUUCCAACCAAACAUGUUUGAAAGUCAUCAUUUGUUUGAUAUGAGUAUGACCCCAAAGAGCUCUGAGAAUGAACUGGCGAAGCUGAAAGAUGAUGAUUGUGAGACCAAAUCCGGCACUGAAACCACUGAAGCUCCUUCCGGAGAUGAUCAAGAUCCUAACCAGCGCCCUAAAAAGAAACGUUAUCACCGCCACACCCAGCGACAAAUCCAAGAGAUGGAAGCUUUCUUCAAAGAGUGUCCUCACCCAGAUGAUAAGCAACGGAAGGAGUUGAGCCGUGAAUUAGGGUUAGAGCCUCUGCAAGUCAAGUUUUGGUUCCAGAACAAGCGUACACAAAUGAAGGCUCAACAUGAACGAACAGAAAAUUCAAUUUUGAAGUCUGAGAAUGAAAAACUUCGUGCGGAGAAUAGUAGGUAUAAGGAAGCCCUUGGUAAUGCCUCAUGCCCUAACUGUGGUGGCCCAGCAGCUCUUGGUGAGAUGUCUUUUGAUGAGCAGCAUUUGAGGAUUGAGAAUGCUCGUUUAAGAGAAGAGAUUGACAGGAUAUCUGGAAUUGCUGCAAAGUAUGUGGGGAAGCCUUUAUCUUCUUUGUCUCAUCUUCCUUCCCAUUUAUCUUCAAGGUCUCUUGAUCUUGGAGUUAGCAAUUUUGGAGCACAACCGGGCUUUGUGGGAGAAAUGUAUGGAGCUACUGAUCUUUUGAGAUCAAUCACCGGCCCUACUGAGGCAGAAAAGCCUAUGAUAGUUGAACUUGCAGUUGCAGCAAUGGAGGAACUAAUGAGAAUGGCGCAGGCGGGAGAACCCUUGUGGGUUCCUGGUGAGAACAGUACUAGCGAAGUGCUUAAUGAGGACGAAUAUUUGAGAGCUUUUCCAAGGGGAAUUGGGCCAAGGCCUUUGGGAUUAAGAUCAGAAGCUUCAAGGGAUUCUGCAGUCAUUAUUAUGAAUCAUAUAAAUCUUGUUGAGAUUCUAAUGGAUGUGAAUCAAUGGUCUACUAUGUUUUGUGGUAUUGUAUCCAGAGGGAUGACCUUGGAAAUACUUUCAACUGGUGUAGCUGGGAACUAUAAUGGAGCCUUGCAAGUGAUGACAGCUGAGUUUCAAGUCCCUUCACCACUUGUUCCAACUCGAGAAAAUUACUUUGUUAGGUACUGUAAACAACAUGUUGAUGGGACAUGGGCAGUGGUUGAUGUUUCAUUGGACAAUUUGCGCCCUAUUCCAAUAUCCAGGAGUAGAAGAAGACCUUCGGGUUGUGUAAUCCAAGAAUUGCCAAAUGGUUACUCAAAGGUGAUAUGGGUUGAGCACAUUGAAGUAGAUGAUAGAUCCCUUCACAGUGUAUAUAAGCCACUAGUUAGUUCUGGUGUUGCGUUUGGAGCAAAACGAUGGGUUGCUACCUUAGAUCGACAAUGUGAACGUCUAGCAAGUUCAAUGGCCAUAAACAUUCCAGCAGGAGAUCUCUGUGUGAUAACGAGCCCAGAAGGGAGAAAGAGUAUGUUAAAACUAGCGGAAAGAAUGGUAAUGAGCUUUUGCUCUGGUGUUGGUGCUUCCACUGCACACGCAUGGACAACAUUAUCUGCAACAGGUUCUGAUGAUGUUAGGGUCAUGACAAGAAAGAGUAUGGACGAUCCUGGCAGGCCUCCUGGUAUUGUACUUAGCGCAGCAACUUCUUUCUGGAUUCCAGUUCCUCCUAAGAAAGUAUUUGAGUUCCUAAGUGAUGAGAAUCAUCGAAGCGAGUGGGAUAUCCUUUCAAAUGGUGGCCAAGUUCAAGAAAUGGCUCACAUUGCUAAUGGACGCGAUCCAGGAAACUAUGUUUCUUUGCUCCGUGUGAAUAGUGCAAAUUCAAGCCAAAGCAACAUGCUGAUACUACAAGAGAGCUGCACAGACUCUACUGGAUCGUAUGUCAUAUAUGCACCAGUAGACAUUGCAGCAAUGAAUAUAGUGCUGAGUGGAGGAGACCCAGAUUAUGUAGCUCUCCUUCCAUCAGGUUUUGCUAUACUUCCUGAUGGACCUGAAUAUAACCCAGGAGGGAGUCUUGAUGUUGGUUCUGGUGGUGCUUUACUUACUGUUGCAUUUCAAAUAUUAGUUGAUUCAGUUCCAACUGCAAAACUCUCUCUUGGAUCAGUAGCAACAGUAAACAAUCUAAUUAAGUGCACAGUUGAAAGGAUCAAGGCUGCAGUAUCCAGUGAUAAUAAUGCAUGACUAAUUGAAGACCCUUACAUGCGUGAGAAAAUAAUAACGGGAAAGUACUACAAGGAAGCUGAUGUUUGCAUCGAAAAGAAGUCAAGAACGCACCUUAGCUGAUCCUUCACCACCCUGCAAGGGUUAUGGGUUCGGGCAUUGACUUCGGCUAGCAAAGAUCCAUGAAAGUGAACUUAGUAUCAGACCUCGUUAUAUUAUUAUAUAUAUGUUAAUCUAAUUUCCCGUUUAAUCACUUCUGGUUUUUCGAUAGGGAUAAUUAGGUUUAGCGUGUUAUAAUCUAGAAGCAAGCUACCCACUUAUUUCAAUUGUAAUUCCCUAAUCUGUCUUUUCAUCUGUAGUUUAGUUGUAAAAGGAUAUAGGCCUUAGUAGACUGCUCUGCUUAAUUACUAAUUAAUAAACUAUGGUUAAUUUCCUCU